This is a messenger RNA of Mustela lutreola (European mink), 1823 nucleotides long. RefSeq names its product cyclin A1 (gene CCNA1). The transcript is spliced from 9 exons. Gene Ontology annotation, cellular component: cyclin A2-CDK2 complex; nucleus; cytoplasm. Gene Ontology annotation, molecular function: cyclin-dependent protein serine/threonine kinase regulator activity. The record is from RefSeq and is a predicted model, not a curated record. Gene Ontology annotation, biological process: regulation of cyclin-dependent protein serine/threonine kinase activity; mitotic cell cycle phase transition. NCBI's taxonomy places the organism in Eukaryota, Metazoa, Chordata, Mammalia, Carnivora, Mustelidae. The coding region runs from base 345 to 1610 and encodes 421 amino acids.
GCCUGUGUUCCUUCCUCUUCCUGGGACACGAUCUCGCUGUUCCUAGACCCGAUUCACUCCGUGCCUGCUGGAACCCAUCCGGGAAUACCUCUUGUGGGAACUGCGAGCACCACGAGCACCACGUGCGACCCUAAAGCCCCUAAACGCUCCCGCCCGGCCGGGCCACAUGCACUGGAACCGGGCCGGCCAGGUGCGGCCUCCGGUGCACACGGAUCCAAAAUGACUGAAGGCAAGCCGCCACCAUGGACUAGGAGGCCCCAGCUCAAACCCUGGGCCAACCCACUCGCUGCAACUCUGCCUCUCUCUGGGAGGAAGUGUAGUUGCAUUGUGUGGAGACUGAGGGUAUGCAUCGCAGCAGCUCCAAGAGCGGAGUAGCCCUAGCUCCAGUGUCUCGAGGUCCUGAUGCCUGUCAGAUGAUAACCAGAGCCCAGCUCGGCCAGGAUCCCCCCCAAAGAACAGUCCUAGGGGUGCUAACUGAGAAUGGACAGUACAGGAGGCCGUGCGGCCAGGGGAUCACAACAAUCAGGUGUUUCUCUGGAUCAGAAAAUGUCUUCCCUCCAGCUGGAAAGAACGUGCUCUCUGACUGCACAGUCCAGGUGCCAGCCAAGCAAGUAUUUGAUAUCUACAUGGAUGAGCCUGAGCAGGGGGACAGAGACGGCGGCACAGGGAAAGAUGGGAUGGCAUUUGAGAAUAUGUAUGAGGUGGACACCAGCGCACUCAAGUCAGACCUUCACUUCCUGCUGGAUUUUAACACAGUUUCUCCAAUGGUGGUAGACUCAUAUCUCCAUUCCCAGUCUGAAGAUGCUUCAGAUUUUGGUACAGAUGUGAUAAACGUGACUGAAUAUGCUGAAGAAAUUCAUCAGUAUCUUAGAGAAGCUGAAAUAAGACACAGGCCCAAAGCACACUACAUGAGGAAGCAACCAGACAUCACAGAAAGCAUGCGAAUGAUUUUGGUGGACUGGCUCGUUGAGGUCGGUGAAGAGUAUAAGCUUCGAGCAGAGACUCUCUACCUGGCUGUCAACUUCCUGGACAGGUUUCUUUCAUGCAUGUCUGUUCUGAGAGGGAAAUUGCAGCUUGUAGGAACAGCAGCCAUUCUUCUGGCUUCGAAAUAUGAAGAAAUAUAUCCACCUGAAGUAGACGAAUUUGUCUACAUAACUGAUGAUACUUAUACCAAACGCCAACUGCUAAGAAUGGAACACUUGCUCCUCAAAGUCCUGGCUUUUGAUCUCACAGUGCCAACCACCAACCAGUUUCUCCUUCAGUACUUAAGGAGACAAGGAGUGUGCGUCAGAACGGAGAAUCUGGCCAAGUAUGUAGCAGAACUGAGUCUACUUGAAGCUGACCCAUUCUUGAAAUAUCUUCCUUCAUUGAUAGCAGCAGCAGCUUAUUGCCUGGCAAACUAUACUGUGAACAGGCACUUCUGGCCAGAAACCCUCGCUGCAUUUACAGGCUAUUCAUUAAAUGAAAUUGUGCCUUGCCUGAGUGAGCUGCACAAAGCAUGCCUUGAUAUACCUCAUCGACCUCAGCAAGCAAUUAGGGAGAAGUAUAAGGCUUCAAAGUACAUGCACGUGUCUCUGAUGGAACCACCUGCGAUUCUCCCUCUGCAAUAAGUUUCCUUCGGAAGCACUUUCAGAACUUCACCUCCAGAUCAACCGAAUUCGUCUUAACUUUUAUAGGUUUCUGCAGGUUGGGUCAACUAGUGUUGCUACAAGAUAGAUGCCAUAUUUUUAAAAAUGUAAAUGUAGUUAGGUCCUCUUAGAUGUUAGUAGCUUGUAAUGUCAUCUAACAUUUUUUAAACAAUAAAUAAACAACUUGUUUUGUGA